Messenger RNA from Adineta ricciae, 1404 nucleotides. Lineage: Eukaryota; Metazoa; Rotifera; Eurotatoria; Adinetida; Adinetidae. The record is from the annotation of a GenBank genome assembly.
AUGAACACAACGAGUGGUUAUGCACAGGACGAAUCUAACGGGAGUCUUGCUGAUGAUUGGGAAAAUUACAAAGGUUAUACGAGAUUCUAUUACAUAGCUGAUGAAGUUUUUCUCUAUGCUAAUCCAGUACUUAUACUUAUUGGUAUUCCAACACAUGCAUUGUCUAUGAUAAUCUUUCUUCGGAAACGAAUGUGCCGUUAUCCAGUGUCGGUCUUCAUGGCGAUGUUGUCAUUAGCAAAUAUUCUCAUUCUCGCUGGUCCGGUUACUAUGCAAUGGCUCAAUCACAAAGUACUCAUUGGUUUCGUCGUGACUGGUUCACGUUUUUUAUGUGCCUUCCAUGUUUAUAUUGACUUAGUCGGUUCGUCGAUGAACUCUUGGUUGACAUUGAUGAUUGCGGUAGAACGUUAUCUUUCGGUGACGAAGCCAUUUCUCAUUCGAACAAGUUUCAAUCGUCGGCAAGCAUGGAUUAUUGUUUUCAGUCUAUUUUUCGUUGCACUCAUAGCUCCACUUGGGAUCGCCAUUGUCGCAUCGAAAGUUGACGAGUGUCUCCUGUUCUUCUCCCGAACAUAUCAAAUCAUUGGUUCCAUACAGAUCUUCUUUAUCUAUGUCUUACCAUCGAUAUUCAUUCUAACCUUAAGUAUAAUAACAGUAUAUAAACUACGCAAUCGAAUACGUUCAAGCGGUCCGCGACGUGUCCACAUAAGUGUUAUGUUAAUUGCAGUCUCAUUUUCUUUUAUAACAUUCACAAUGCCGUAUCAAAUCUUGUGGUAUUGGCUUUUUUCAACGGCUAUUAGUGGCGUAGAAUUAAAUCUCAAAUUUAAUAUUAUUAAUAUUGGAAUACGCUAUUUAGCAUUAACGAUACGCAAUUUGAACUAUACACUAAAUUUCUUUCUUUAUUCAUUGACCUCCAUUGUGUUUCUGAAAGAAGCAUUUGCCAUCGCGCGCUGUAAUUAUUUUCUGAAUCAACGAUUUAUUCAAGGUAAUCCCGUAUUUAGCGGCUUACGACGGUUUUUCACUCUGCCUGAUGAACAGCGUGAACACCAACAAACGCAUGGCCUUAUCAAUCAAGGAAAUCCUGAGAAUGAAUUGAAUCCAAAUUAUCAAACAUUUUCCAAGCAAAUCAAAGCGCAGCGAGCUCCCAUCGAAAAUAGCAAUACAUCGCAUCCGAUGAACGGACAUUGCAAUUCGUAUACAACUAAAGGAGAUGUAGCAAUCAAUUUAAAGCAACUAAAUAUCAAACCGAAACAAAAACGAAUCAAAUGGAAUCUGAAACCUAUGAAGCAAGCCUUGUCAUCGCAUCAUUUACAUAUUCCAUACGACGAUGAUGAACUUCAUACUCAAGUCUCGUCGAAUGGAACGUCAACAACGAAUCUUAAUGAAUCUAAUCAAAGAAAUCAAGAGUAA